AUGUCAAGUGUAGAAACUAAAGAAUUGGAGUUUGUCCAGGAAAAGCAUGUCAAAUAUAUACAAGAUUUAGAUUCGGAAUCAACAAAACAAACUUUUGAAUAUUGGUUACUGGAACAUUUGAGAAUGAACGGGCUCUAUUGGGGUGUUACUGCGUUAGGUAUAAUGAAUCUGUUGGAUGCAUUGCCAAAAGACGGAGUCAUCCAGUUUGUAUUAAGCUGUUGGGAUGCCAAAGUGGGUGGAUUUGGAGCAUACCCUAAACAUGAUGCUCAUAUUUUGUCAACAUUAUCAGCAAUCCAAAUCUUAGCGAUUUACGACAGCUUAGAUGUUUUAGAUACACAUCAAAGAGGACAGUUGGUCAAGUUUAUAAGAGGAUUACAAUUGCCCGAUGGAUGCUUUCAGGGAGAUUUGUUUGGGGAAACAGAUACUCGUUUCGUGUAUACUGCUAUACAAGCAUUGGCCAUUCUAGGAGAAUUGAGUCAAGAAGUGAUUGAUCCUGCUGUCGAGUUUAUAAUGAAAUGUGAAAACUUUGACGGAGCAUUCGGAAUGUUACCGGGAGCAGAGAGUCAUGCUGCCCAAGUAUUCACAUGUUUGGGUACUUUGGCAAUAACAAAUAGUCUACACUUGGUCAAUGAAGUAAAACUAGGCAAUUGGUUGAGCGAGAGACAAGUGUUACCAAGCGGAGGGUUUAAUGGAAGACCAGAAAAAUUGCCAGAUGUAUGUUAUAGUUGGUGGGUAUUAUCAUCGUUAUCAAUUCUCGGUAAAAAGCACUGGAUUGAUGCCGGCAAACUAGAACACUACAUUUUAACAUGUCAAGAUCUUGAUAAAGGUGGCAUAAGCGAUAGAGAAGACAAUCAAACUGAUGUAUUUCAUACCUGCUUUGGUAUCACCGGUCUCAGUUUAAUUGAGAGUAAAAAGUUCCCCUUCUGCAAAAUUGACCCCAUCUACUGCUUACCGACAACUGUUAGCGAGAAGCUCAAAAAAUGGCCGGUUGACUACCAAACAUAG
Molecule: messenger RNA, 1005 nt
Organism: Debaryomyces fabryi
Lineage: Eukaryota; Fungi; Ascomycota; Pichiomycetes; Serinales; Debaryomycetaceae
Gene: BET2
Product: Rab geranylgeranyltransferase
Exons: 1
Coding region: 1-1005 (334 amino acids)
Biological process (GO): protein geranylgeranylation
Cellular component (GO): Rab-protein geranylgeranyltransferase complex
Molecular function (GO): Rab geranylgeranyltransferase activity
Source: RefSeq, a predicted model, not a curated record